This is a messenger RNA of Rana temporaria (common frog), 1889 nucleotides long. RefSeq lists its product as uncharacterized. Gene Ontology annotation, biological process: regulation of transcription by RNA polymerase II. The record is from RefSeq and is a predicted model, not a curated record. The transcript is spliced from 8 exons. The coding region runs from base 189 to 1364 and encodes 391 amino acids. Gene Ontology annotation, molecular function: DNA binding. Gene Ontology annotation, cellular component: transcription regulator complex; nucleus. Lineage: Eukaryota; Metazoa; Chordata; Amphibia; Anura; Ranidae.
ACCAUAUGCGUUUUUUGUAUGCACAUGCACAUUUUCACAGGCAAAAGAACCACCCACCCUACUCCACCCACUUCCUCCCACUCCACAGCCACUUCCUCCUUCAAGAAGUAUCAGGAAGAGAACAGUGACGUCUAGGACACUGCAGCCAUCUUUCUCCACCUUGUGAGGUUUUUAUCUGUUUUAUCCACAUGGCAAGUUCAAGUGAUGAAAGCGCACACUCUACACAUGUCAUGGAUAAUCCAAGUCCGGAAUUUCCUGACAUAAUUUUAACAGAGCCUGGACCUGUGAGUCCUUCUAUGUCCUUGGGAGAUGAAACCCAAAUACUAUUUUCACAGGACUUGACCCAAACACUGACUAUUGAGCCACCUCCAUCUCAACAGUCUACACAGAGAAAGAGGCCAAACAAAGACCCUAUCCCUGCCAAGGUGGCCAGCAAGAAAAAAACAAAAGAAAGAAAUGACAAUUUUCCUAUUGACCCUACGGACUUUGCCACAGAGGAUGUAAUCCAGUAUGUCCAAGAGAGGCCUUCUCUGUGGGACAAAUCCCACAGGAAACACCAUGACAACACCUGUACAAGAAGAAAGUGGGAGGAAAUUUAUGUAAAAUUAUUUCCAGAUUUUGCUUCCUAUUCAGAAAAAUUGCAGGAUACCAUUGCAGAACUGGUCGAGAAGAGAUGGCGUUCUGUCCGGGACAGCUUCUUUAAAUGGGUCAGAGAAUCAAAUCUACCUAGUGGAUCGGGAGCAAAAAAGACCACCUACAAACAUGCCAAGAGAUUGUCUUUUUUGACAAAGGUCCAGGAAUUGAGGGCAACAUCUACAAAUACGGGUUGCUUGCCUACCCCUGCUGAACCAACAGCUCAACCUGAGGCCAUUCUGGAUGAAGAGAACCCUCAACCUGCGCAGGGUGGAUCUCAACAUCAACCACCUACAGUCACCAGUAGUCUUCGCUCCUCCAUCCGCCAUUCAUCCAAAAAAGGAAGGGACAAUCAAAUGUCCCAAUGCAUGCUGGAUGGCAUUGAUAAAUUGGAGAACAUUUGCACAUCCAAAUUUUUACAUUUGGAUGUGCGUGUUCUUCGAUUAGAAGGCAUGAUUGGAGGCCCCCCCCCAAGCCCCUCAAGGGAUUUCUUAAUGACCCUAAUACCCUAUAUGGAGAGGAUGAGUGAGGAGCAGCAGGCUGUUUAUAAACAGCAGCUUAUCAAAUUUACACAUGAAUUCCUUAACCCCCCACCCACCCAAGCACCUAUGUAUCCACCUGCAUCACCCUCCUUUCCACAGCAACCCAGAAGUCGGCCAUAUAGCUCAUAUGUCCGACCUUACAAUGAAACCUUUGAGACAGAGGAAGGGCAAACAUACCGUAGAAUUUAAGGGUUUCACUCCAAAAAGUUUCUUUUGUUUCAUUUUUAUGCCCUAUACUACAUCUUUCAGUCCGCAACUUACUAUCCACCCCUUGAGUGUGCUUGCUGCAGGUUUGUUAUUUGCGAACAUGUAGACAGAACAUAUUAACGUCAUUGUGCUACAUUCAGGUCACAUUACGGUCUGCCACCUCAAUGCAAGAAUUCCUUGAGGGUGUGUGUGAACUUUGACCCUUACAUACCUUUGCCUUGAGGUGGCCGAAUGUAACGUGACGCGAAUGUGGAUCUGUGAUGUCAAUAUGGUCUGUCCCAGGUUCCAAUAAAUUAAACCAGAAGCAACCAUACUCAGGGGGCCGAUUUUAGGAUGGAUCGUGCCGUGCCGACUGAAAGAUCUAGUUGGUUAACAUUAUAGGGACACCCACAUUGGGAUUAUUUCUGAGUCCCAAAUCCUUAAUUUUCAAUUAUUCUUUGGAGAAUAAAUAUUGUUAUUUAACAUUUAUAUAUUUUUGGAAAUGUUGUAUUUGUUAAUUUAUGAAAA